Messenger RNA from Liolophura sinensis, 2227 nucleotides. RefSeq names its product S-adenosylmethionine-dependent methyltransferase Rv2258c-like. Bases 325 to 1359 code for a protein of 344 amino acids. The record is from RefSeq and is a predicted model, not a curated record. The transcript is spliced from 6 exons. NCBI's taxonomy places the organism in Eukaryota, Metazoa, Mollusca, Polyplacophora, Chitonida, Chitonidae.
ACAGUCGUUGAUAUUGCUUCGUCGUGUUCCCUGACCACUGGCUGGCUACAGCGUACGACCUCACGCAGUAUCGACAAUGUAUACAUAACCCAGGUCAGCGUGCCAAUAUCCUCUGAUCAACCAGGUUAACGUUACAUAGGACAAAAGAAUUGAGUAUGAAUCUGGUUGUACAACAGUCCCAUUGCAAUUUUGUAAGCAUUUAAUAGGGAUCAAAAUCACCAGCACAACCCCUCCGGAGGCUACAACCUGUACCAGGAAUAACCCGGCCACACAUCUGCAGGCUACUUUAACUGUAAUUUGAAAAAGAGAUUCUGUCCAUCCGUCAUGGCGGAGGCCUUCCAGCAGCGUGUGAUGGGACUGUUUGAGUCGAGCGGUACUGUAAUGGGACUGGCUCUAGGAGGAGACUUGGGACUCUUCAAAGCCAUGGCAGAUCUCAAUCGCCCAUUUACUUCGGAAGAGCUGGCGCGCGCGACGUCCUGUAAAGAAAGAUAUAUCCGCGAAUGGCUAGGCUUCAUGGCGUGCUCAGAUAUCGUGGGAUAUGACACCGAAUCUGAGAAGUUCUUCGUGGAAAAGGAGAAGCUGUCGUGCUUGUCGGGUAUUCUCCCCUUGUCCGUGGGAGUUGUUUCUGUGAUCGGGCAAAGGCAGCCAUUGCUCAGGGAGUGCUUUAAACUAGGGGGUCCAGAUGGUAUUGAUCAAAAUGUUUCCAAUGACUUCGGGAAGUGGCUUGGCAACGUGAGAGGAGGUUCGUUUGAACAGGCUUUAGAGAGCAGAAUUCUGGGGGAGGUACCAAAUAUGAAAGAAAAACUAGAGUCGGGGAUAACAAUGGCUGACGUUGGCUGUGGCACCGGCUUAAUGGCGCUCAUGAUAGCAGAACGCUUCCCCAAUUCCACAGUGUGGGCCUUGGACGUCAGCGAGGAGCUACUGAAUCUCGGCAGACAAGGUGCCAAGAAGAAAAAUCUACAAAACGUUCAUUUUGAAUACGCCGAUGCUCACAACUUUUCAGAAAAAUGGGCGGCAAAGUUGGACUACAUCUUCUGCUAUGAUGUGAUUCAUGACUUACCCUUCCCACGCGUCGCUUUAGAGCAAAUUUACAAGUCUCUUAAAGACGGCGGUGUGUUCAGUAUGUUAGAACCCAAUGUGCACUCUUCUUUGAAAGAUAACCUGGAACAUAGACACUCCGCGGAUACCUACUUUUUCAGCUUGUACUUCUGCCUUCCCCACUCUCUCAGUGUGCCUGGGGGAGAUGGCUGGGGAAGAACCAUGGGCGAAGAAAGAGGUGGACAGUUUGUGAGAGAAGCUGGAUUUAAAGAUUUUAAAGUCUAUCAUGAUGAUAUGAAUCAUUUUGUGUGUUAUAAAUAAGAGUGUACAUAUUAACACGACAGAUUGAGCUGUAAUAGGCUUCCUCUGAAUUACCUCCCUUGUCACGUGACAGUAGUUCUGACCUAAUGCCAGAACAGCUUUUCAGACUUGAAACCACGAGAACUGAGAACUUGUCUGAUGGAAUAGGCCAAUAGGCUUCGUAUGUAAGUUAUAUGACGACAUUGACAACAGUUUUCUAGACAACUGGAUGAAGAAAAGCAUGGCAUUAGCCUCUUGACAGACGAAGAAAAUUCGGCAGAUCAAAAAUGCAGUCGAUAUUUGUCAGCUUUGGCAAAAUAUUCAAUAUCCUCGAAGCUGUCUGUUGUACAUGUGCCAGUAUUUCAUUAGGAAGUAUUUAAAUUUCCUCCGAAUGGCUUUAAAAUUAUAUAACGUUUGUCCUGGGCUUUCCAGAUCAAAUCAGAAAGUAAAAAUCUGCUUUAAAGGUACGUCUUUAACCUGCUAAUCCUUUGAAACUCUGCCUUCGCCACAACCAGGGGGCCCACUAAACCACAGCUUUCUCCUAAAAGCAAGCAACUUGAAUGGGAGAUUGACCCCAAGGGAGGUAAUUCGGUGAGGCUCUGUUGACAAUGUCUAAUGUCAUGCGACACUUCGUGAUAAGAGGAUCGAUUACCUAUAACAGGUUGUUUUAUCGUCCGAUGUUAUUCAUGGUUUUUUUUUAUACUCAUAGCCUGGUUUCAAAUGUUGACUUAAAGAGUAUAGCUCAAGGGACCAGUUUGCAUAUUUCUAGGUCUCUUUGUUUUAGGUUGUUUUAAACUUUUUAUAUCAAGGUUCAUCAGUGUGAUAUAUAUCAAGAUUCCAUUUUGUUAUGAAAGCACUUUUAAUGCUCAAUAAAGUGAGGAAUUUGUAU